Messenger RNA from Dermacentor albipictus, 11190 nucleotides. RefSeq names its product centrosome-associated protein CEP250-like. The record is from RefSeq and is a predicted model, not a curated record. Lineage: Eukaryota; Metazoa; Arthropoda; Arachnida; Ixodida; Ixodidae.
CGCCGCGCGACUCCGUGUUUUGAAGCUUUCGAAGCACGUUUGAACCGUUUUUCCGUUAGCAACGGCGCGUUGCGGCGUUGAUGGCAGGCAGCGUUCUGUGAAAGAGCUGAGCACUUGGAACUUCGCGCUUGACAUUUACCUAUGCCGGCGUGACUGACCUGCGUUGGCCAUGAGUUGGGCGGACGCCUGGAAGGAUGGGCUUCCUCCAGCUGCGCUUCGCAAGAUCGAGGCCUUCGAGCAGCAGUCGGACAGGCUGCAAAAGGACUGCCAGCAGAAGCAGAUGAAAAUAGACUAUCUUCAACAGCAGCUGGACAAGGAGAAACGCAAGAAUGACGAGGCAAAAGGGGACACCAUGCGGGACAUGCGAGGCCUGGAAACCGAGCUGGCCGACCUCAGGAACAAGUUGGCCAAAGUGCAGCAGGAACUCGCAACCAAGGACAAGCAGUUACGGCACCUCGAGAACCAAUCCAAGUCGACAAGCAACCAGUCACAGUCGGAGAGCUCCAUCCUCUCCACCCCGAUUGGACGCAGCAGGCUUCAGAGAUUUGGGUAUGGCGACACCCCAGCCACACCUGACAACCGGGAGCUCCGAAACAAGAUUGCUGAACUUGAAGCCAAGCUUAGAGAGAAGCAAGAACUCAGCCAGCCAGCUUCUAUGCCAAGCACCCCAUUGAGGGCACAGUCACUGGACCGCAACAACCAUGAGGCGGACCGGCUGAGAAAUGAGAACAUACAGCUUCGUGGCCAGGUUCAAGAACUCGAGCAGCGUAGCCGGCAGAUCACCCAGCAAAUGGAAUGCCAGGUGCAUAACAGUGAAGCUGCCCGGAAGACCCUGGAGCAGCGGAGCCGUGAAAAGGAGGCUUCGCUCAAGGAAGAACUGCGACUCCUGGGGCAAGAGAAUGGCAAACUGCUCAAGGAGCUCAAUGACACCCAGAUGCGUCUUCAGCAGGAGCUUACAGCAGCGACCAAAUCCCUCGACGCUACCAAGGCUCAGCUUGAGCGCAGUGAAGCCAAGCUCUCCACCCAAGAGGGCCUCGUAGCGGAUUUGCGGAAACAGGUGUCCAGGCUGGAGCAGCAAGAACGGCAGUCGUCGACCCAGUUGGCCGACCUGAACCGAGCUCUCAAAAAUCAGGAGCAGGCUGCCAAGGCUGCCGAAGCGAAGAAUGCAAACCUGGAAGUUAAAGUUCGUGACCUGGAAACUGCCAUCGACAGUGCGAAUCGAGAAGCUCGUCGGCUAGAGGGGCAGCUGCACAAAUCCGCACAAGAUUUGGAGCGGCAGUCGCAGGACUUGGUGCAGUUACAAGGCCAGUUGGCGAAUACCAAGAGCCAACUCCUCGCCAUGGAGCACCAAAAACAAAGCCUGGAAAAAGACCUUUCUAAGUGCCGUUCGGAGCUGCAGCGCGAAUCGGCUCGAUGCCAGAACCUCGAGGCUCAGCUGCAAGAGGCGAAGCAAAAAAUGGAAGAGCUUCGGCAGGCCGUCCACCAGAGUGACGGCAAUACGGAGCGGCUGCGGGCGGAACUUGACAGGUCGCAGAGGGCCGCUGCGGACGGUGGCGCGACAAUUCAAAAGCUGGAGUCGAAGCUGGAGGACUGUGAACGACGUGAAAGGGAAGCGUCUCAGAAAGCGUCGACUCUGGAACGAGAAGUUCAAGACCUGCGCAAGUUUGCCGAAGAGAGCCGCACCCUCGCCAGGGCACUCCACGAAAAAGAACAGGAGGUGUCCACCCUUACCAAAUCAAAGCAGGCCCUCGAUGACGCUAUAAAGCAGCUUUCAAACGAAGUGAAGCAACUGUCGUCGACGAUAGAAGGCGAAAAAGCGCGGGCUGCAGGCCUCGAAAAGGAAAUUGCGGACAACAGGGACCUCGUUGCCAGUGCGGAGAAACUGCGAAAAGACCUUGAGGAUGCUACACACCUCAGUGGUGAGGUCAAGGCUGCUUUGGAAGAUACUGAAAAACAGAAAGAGGCUCUUCGAGUAGAAUUAGAGCGACAGACGGCAGAAUGUGAAAAGAUACCCCGUCUCGAGAGUGCUCUUGAAGAAUCCAGGGUGCAGCUUUCCAAGAGUGAAGCAAACAUGCGAGAGCUGGAGAGCUUGCUCUCUGAAAGGGAAAGCGAGAAGAUCACUCUGCUUAAGAACCUCUCCGAGAAGGAAGCAGCCUUAAAAGAUUUUGAAAGCCAGGCUGAAACGCUGCAAAAGAAUGCCCAGCAAGUGGAAGACGAGCUCGGGUCAGUCAGGGACCGUCUGCUCAAAAGCGACAAAGCGUUGAUGGAACAGGAGUCGGCCCUCAAGGAGAGGGAGGUUCUCCUCGAGGGAAUGAAGAAGGAGCUCAACGACACUGUGCAGAAGGUGCAGAACCUUGAGCAAGCAGAAGCCGAUCAUCGACGACUUGCGGAAGAGAAAGAAGCAGAGAUCACAGCGCUGAAACAAGACAUCUCCGCAGAGAAAGAGUUCUACAAGCUGUUGGAGCAACAAAGCAUGAGCCUCAGUGAAAUUGAAUCGUCCAAGAACGCGCUGGAGUCAGAACUUGCAGCGGCAGCCGAGAAGUAUGCUGCGCUGCAGCAGGAGUACCAGCAGUGCCUUCAGCUCAUUGAGUCUAAAGAAGGUGAAGUUCUUUCUCUAACUGCAUCUGUCAAGGAGAGAGAAGUCAUUGUGGAAGAACUAAAGAAGCAUAUCGCAAAUGCAGAAGAGAAUGAGAAGGCUUUGCUUGCAAAGACAGGUCAAGAGAUGCGAGCCCUUGAGGAGCAGCUUUCGCUGGCAACAAAAGAGAUAAGAAACCUGAAGACUGAGCUGUCCCAGCAGAUUGAACAGCACAGCGCCGCUGUCGACAGGCUCGAGGCGAUGAACGCCAAGGUUGCCGAAAAGGAUGCGCAGUGCCUGGCAUUGCUCGACGAGAAGAAAGUGUUGGUAUUUGCACAGGUGGGCCUGGAAGACGAGCUCGCUUCGAGCAAGAGGAAGAUCGAGGACCUGCAAAAGGAGAACGCCGUACUUGACAGCCAGCUCGCGGUUAGUACUGCCGAAGUCAACGUCCUGCAGGAGAAGGUCGACAAGCUGCUCACGCACGAAGUGGCCCGUAUUCAGGGAGAGCUCUGUCAGAAGAUCUCCACGAUUGAGGAGCUCAAGAAGAAAAUCGCGGACCUUUGUGAGAAAGAGCAGGAGCUGGGCACCUUGCGGGAGCAGCUGGUGGCGGCCUCGAGGCAGUGCUCGGAGUUUGAGCAGCAGUGCGAAGCCCUGAGGAACAAGUGCGAGGAGGCGACAUUGAGGGAGCAGGAGCUUCUCGUUCGUCUGAACGUCUUGUCGUGCCAGCGAGAUGAAGAAACUGCCGAGCGACAGGCGUUGGAGCAUGAUCUCGUGGACAGGAAUGCAGAACGAGAUGAAGGACUGCUACAGUUGGCUUCGACGCAAGGCUGCCUGGAGCAAGCUCUUGUGGUUGCGACUGAAAAGGACGCUCGCAUCCGCGAGCUCGAAGACCUCACAGCCAGCACACAGGCAGCGCUGGACGCACUGAAAGAGGAAACAGCUUCGCUCUCUCACUCUCUCGACACUGCAGGCAACAAACUGCAAGAAGCUCAGCAGAAGGAGAUGCAACUCGUAAAGCAGCUGGAAGAAAAGGAAGCUGCCAUCACUAUGUUGACUGAGGAACAGUCUUGCAUGAAAGAGGUGAAGGCCGAGGCUCUGGCAUUGAAGGAAAGACUGGCCGCCCUUGAGAGCCUUCAGGAAGAUGUGGAAGAGCUGAGGCAGCAGCUUGUCGAGCGUAAUGCGGAGAGGGACGAGUUGCAUGUGACGGUGAUGCAACUGCAGAAUGAUGUUGAGGCCAGAGAACAGGAAAUUAACGCGGCCCAGCUGCGGCAGCUGCAACUUGAAAGUCAGCUGGAAGAGAAGGAAGGUGUCAUGGCUGCCUUGGCUAAGGAACAGUCUCGCUUUAAAGACGCGGAAGCCGAGGCUGUGGCUAUGAGGGAGAGACUGGCCACCUUCGAGAGCCUUCAGGCAGACGCAGAAGAGCUGAGGCACAAGCUCGUUGAGCGAAAUGGGGAGAGAGACAAGUUGCACGUGAUGAUGAUGCAACUGCAGAAUGACUCUGCGGCUAGAGAACAUGAACUCGACUUGGCCCGACAGCAGCAGCUGCAACUUGAAAGCCAGCUGGAAGAGAAGGAACGUGUUAUCGUGGCCUUGGUUGCCAAAAAGUCCUUAAAGGAUACAGAAUCUGUGGAGAGAAUGGCUGGCCUUGAAAGCCUCCAGGAGGACGCGGAGGAGCUCAGGCGCCAGCUCGUUGAGCGAAACGGUGAGAGGGAUGAGCUGUGUGUGACGAUGAUGCAGCUGCGGAAUGACGCAGCGGCUCGGGAACAGGAACUUGGCUUGGCACUCGUGGAGGCCUUGGAAAGAGAGGCAACGCGACCGUUGAGGCUGCUCGAAUACAUCAGAGACUGCAACGCUAUGCAGGACCACAGCGUUUUGUUGCCGGAAGUUGUCGCCACACUUUUCGAGAUGUACCGCGUUGCUGUCGGAUUCCUUGAGGACCUGAGCAGCGCGUUGGAAGCUCGUCACGGGCACCUGCAGGAACGACGUCAACGGCUCAUUGAGGCACAAGAACAGCCUCCUGAGGAUGGGGUGGCAAGCGUGGAGUCGUCGCUGCAGCAGGUGUUGGCUCAGCGGCAAGCGGUGAUGGAACGGAUUGAUAGGUUGAAGAACAUUGCCAGUGGAGUUGCACCUUGGGCAGAGUUGCCAUUGUACGUGCAGGGGCCAGGGGCCUUUCCUGAUUGCAGUGUGCAGGACAGCACUCUUAUGGCUAAUGCACCAUGUGACAUCAUGGAGUCCUCGGAUGAAUCGACUAGUAUUCACCGUGCAAGUUCUUCACAUUGUCAGACUGAAGCAGCCUUGGGUGAAACUGAUAUGACCAACUUGUCCACAUGCGAGCUUACCCUGUCCUCGACCGACAGUAGUGAGGAUGAGCUGACUGAGAAGAUGGCCCAUGUGUGUAGCCUGCUAGCAGCACUGCGUCAGUCAUUGCAGGGCCUUCUGAAUCAGACAGCAGCACCUCCUCAGACGCUGACUACGGUACCACGUCUAUCACAGUAUGCCCGACGCGUCGAAGAAGAAUACGUUGCGCUGCAGGAAUCUGUGGACCUCCUCAAGAGAAGGCUGCCUCGCUUCGAAGCGCAGGAACCUCCGUGUGCUAUCAACGUGGUGUCCGAGCUGCGUGUGCAGAUUGAUGGAACUGUUGAGGCUGCUGCAUCAGUUUUCUUCUCGCCUGCUGGGGGCCAUGACAGCAGCACAGAUGAAGAAUGUUAUGCUUCCUUUGAAGAAGAACAGAGCUCUCCUAACAAGCAAGGAGGUCUGCAAGAGCCUUCGUCUCGGCAAGAACCCAAGAUGGACAAGAGUGAGGCAUUGAAGGCAAAGUUAGUGGCGUUAGCAGUCAAGCUAGACGUCUUCUUGACGGCACUUGCAGGAUUUGAUAGCAAGGAAGCUGCAGAUGAAACCAAUCUCGAGAUGCAAGGCGAGGAAUGUGCGAAGCUUCUCGACUACCUUGAGAUGUGGGCCAUGCGCUUUAACGAAUUUCUUGGACAAGUGAAAGAAACCUCAGCUGAAGUUAUGCAGAUUCUGCAUGGUGACGCAGUUGAUGUUGAGGAUGUAAGUGGAGAUAAGCCCUUCGUAGCGACAAAAGUUGCCUUGCUUCGGCAGUUUGUGCAGUCCGCUCUUCAGCAAAAGGAGGACCUCGAAAAAGGCACAAGUGCUCUCCAGCAAAGCCUUCUGGACGAGCAGGCUACAGUGAAGGCAUUGAGGCAAGAGCUGGAGGAACAGGAAGAGAAAUUUGCUGAACUGCAACUCGAAUUGCUCUCCGUGAAGCAGCAGGCAGACGGGACUGCUGCAGCUGAGACAGAAAGCUUAUUGAAGAAGAUUGAGGAGUAUCAGCUGACUGUCAAGCAGCUAAGCAGUGCACUGGAAGAGGUUGAAGACACACUUCAGGCCACGUAUGCUGAGAAGCAGAAGUACGAAGAAAGUGCCACAGAACUUCAGGUUCAAUGCACCAGAGCAGAAGCGGAAAACCAGAGAGUUCAGUUUGAGCUCUCGCAAGCAAAGGAUGCCGUUGAAAAGGCACAGGCUCAAAAUGACAAACUCCUCACUGAUCUUGCAGAUGCCAAAGCAUCCUUAGAAGCAAGUCUGAGCCUGGCUGAGCGAGUUGACGAGCUGGAUAAAGAGCUAUCCGAAACAAGGCGGAAGAAAAAGGAAACAGAAGAGAGGCUAGAGGAUGAAAGCCGUCAGCUUGCUGCCUUGAGGUUGAGUGUUGAUGAGCUUUUAGCAUCUAACAGAGUGCUUGAAGAGUCUUCCAUCACUCUAAAGGAAGAGCUGCAAAGUGUCAGAGCAGUGCAGGAGAAUCAAGUGGCCGAGAUUCGCAGCAUUUGCAUGGCUAUGGACGUCGCCUUCACUGAAAUCUCUGCAGUUGGAGACACGGGGGUGGACUUGAGUUUGCUGAGAGAUGCCCUAAGCCGAAGGCAGCGAGAAUUCAGCAGCCAGCUUCAGCAACUGGCAGACGAAAAGUGCGCUGCGCUGUUGGAAGUGUCCGAGCUUCGCGAGCAGUGCUCCCAGGCACAUGCGGAGCGUGAGAGGCUUGAAGAAGAGAAGCGGGCAGUGCUGCGGCAGGCUGAGGAGCAGGAGCUGGAGCUGCUCAAUUCCGAUUCCUUGCUGGAAGAGAACCGAGUCCUCCAGGCCGACAUGGACAAACUCGUGUCAAAACUGGAGGAACUGGAGGAGUUGAGGAUGCGUGUUGCUUCUCUGGAGGAAGAGAAAAGCGCUCGGGACGAGCACAUCGCAUCACUCCUGGUGUUCCAGACUUCUGCAAGGCAGGUGCAACUGCAGCUGACUGACAAGGAGCAGCUGAUAGUUGCCCUUGAAGAGGAGCUGCAGCUUCUCAGACCCAAAGAACGUGAAAUUGAAGAGCUUCGGCAGCUUGUUUCUGCACUGGAAGGUAAGCUUAGUGACCUGAAAUCACAGUAUGAGGCUGCCCAGAAGGACCUUGAAGGGCUUUCCCACUUACGAGUGAAACUGCAGUCUGUUGAGACUUCGGAGGCCGAGCUGAAGGGGCAGGUUGAGGCACUGAAGGAUCGCAACGAAUGCCAGGCGCAAGAGCUGAAGCAGCUGAUGCAUGAACUGGAAUGUCAGCAGGCCUCGGCCGAAGUGUCUAGUGGUGCUCUGCAGGUGAUGAGAGAUCAGCUUGCACUGGAGAAAGAGAAGACUGCUGUUCUUACGGCAGACGUCGCUCGGCAGGUUGCAGAAAACACAAAGCUUGAGCAGGCUCUUGAGUCUGCUCAGGAAGGGGUCAGGAGACAAGCUGCCGCGCAACUUGCUCUCGAAAAUAAUAUUCAGCUCUUGGAAGAAGAAAAAAUGUCAAUAGCAGAGCUGCUAAGAUCAGCAGAAGAAGAAAACAUGUCACUCAAGUCUCUUCUGGAUGAAAGAAAUGCCAUUAAUGAGCGCCUUCAUCAGCAGUACAAGACUGAACACGAGCGGUACGAGCAGACGAAAUUCAAUUUAGAGCAGAUUCUUAAGGAGAAGCAGCAGUACCUGCAUCAACUGAAUUUGUCCCGUGAUGAAAUCAAGGAUAUGUUGGCUUCAAAGGCAGCUCUAGAAGAGGAAGUUUCCACACUGUUGCAGAAGGUGGACAUGGCGACAGAAGGUCGCACCCAGGCAGAUCAUGAAGCUCAGCGUAUUAGAACCUUGUUGGACGAGAAGACAUCAGAAUCCGAACAGCUUCAGCGUGAACUUCAUGCAAUAAGCAGCCAGCUUGAGCAGUCAAAAAUUGAGCUGACACAUUUGGCUACUGAACAGGAGGCACAUUUGUGCCAGCUGAAAGUCGCUCAAGGUGAAAUUGCUGUGCUGUUGGCUUCAAAACUGGAUCUUGAAAACGAAGUGUCUGAGCUGUUACAGAAGUUGGAUGCCACCAAGAAGGACUACUCUAGAGCAGAAGACAAAGUGCAGUCCAUGAAGCAGACGCUGAAGAAGAAUGCUUUGGAUAUGGAAAAAAUGCAAGCGGACUUCGACGAACUUAGAGACGAACUUGAGCAGUCCAAGUCCCAGUUUGCACAAUUGGUCGCAGAACACAGAGAGAGUGAAAGUCAGCUGAGGAUGGCUCAAGAUGAGGUCGUUAACCUCUCAGCUUCCAAGUCUGCAUUGGAGGCUGAGACACACACGCUGUUGCAAGAGUUACACAUUGCAAAAGAAAACUGUGCUCGAGCGGAAGGUGAAGUGCAGGCUUUGCAACUUUCGCUAGACAAAAAAACGUCGGAAAUGGAGUAUGCUCAAAAUGAUUUUGUCAUGGUCAGUCAGCAGCUUCAAGAGUCUCAAUCUCUUGCAGCCGAGUACUUAGAUAAGCAGAAGCAGCUGGAAGACCGUCUGAAGAGUGCCCAGCAGGAAGCUGCAGGGGUUGCAAAUGUCAAGUCAUCUCUCGAACAGCAGGUGAAGCAGCUGACGACCGAGGUAGAACUGACACAGCGGAAGUGCCAACAGGCUGAAGAUGAAGCAAGCAGCCUCAAGCAGUUGCUGGAAGAGAGAGACUCUGAUAUCCAGUGCAUCCGCAGUGACCUCGAGGAUGUCCGCAGUCAGCUUGAUAAGGCAUCACACGCUAAAUCGUUACUUCAAGAUGAAAUGAAGAUUGCCAGUGAAAAGCUUCAGGAAAGCGUGAAAAAACACGAAGAACUUCUUGAGGCUCACAAACAGUCCAAAUCUGAGCUUCAAGUCGCCCAAGAGAGGCGGGAUGAGCUAGAGGCAUUGGUUGAUUCGUUGACAUCUCGGCUGUCAACAUCGGAGACAAGGUACGAAGAGCUUGAGUGCAAAAUACGCACCGCAAAGGCAACCAUAAGGCGCCAGGAGAAAGAGCGCAGAGGACUGGACGUCGAGGCUGAGCAACUUCGUGGCAGACUGGCACAAGCCGAAAUGGAGCUGCAACAAUCUGGGGGCGCACGCAUUCAGGAGCUGGAAAUGGCACUUGAAGAUGUGCGCAAGGAGCUGUCUGAGAAGCAAGAGAGUGUUGUUGAAGCUUGGAGCAAAUUUGAUUCCGUCAACACCGAGCUGGCUCGAAGCAAAGAAACGGUUGCCUGGCUGCGCACCCAUAUGCGUACCUACAAGAAACGCAUUUCUGAGCUGGAGAAGAAGCCCGGUGCCCGUGCAAACGAUGAAGAUAAAGAGCAGGGCGCAGGGGCUACUCCGGCCACGCCUGCCGAGUCCGUUCCCACAGUGAUGCAGCAGCCGCCUGUCGUCACGCAGCUGAGUGUGUGUGCCGAGAGCCCAUCCAAGGCGGAAUUCCGCAUGACUGUUUCGGCGCUCAGGAGCCCCAUGUCUGCGACUGGAACUCCGGCCGCAAAGCUCUUUAAGAGAACAUUGUCCAAGCCGGUCUCAACUACCAAGUCCGCCACAGACGGUCUCCCGUCGGCUACUUCGAAAACGACGACGAUGAAGCGGUCGCUCUUUUCUCAACCACGUACCCAUUCCCCUUCUGCCAAGCCACGGGAAGCGGCAGUCAAAGAGGAGCCCUCAGCAACUUCCGUGUCGGGAGUUAUGACAAGGAACCGCCGUGCUACGACUGCAUCCCAGACUGGCUUGGGACGGGAGUCAGCACUUCACUCCAAGAUUGCAACACCGAAACAGCGCACUGUGCCCAAUUCAUCCUCAGCACAGGCAUCUCUCAUGGACAAAGAGAACAUCAGUGAUGCCUCCAGGGAUGAUGCGGCUGCAAAGCGUAAGGCACAAGAGUCUCCCCAAAUCCGUCCAAACACGAGGACCCGGAAGCAGUUGGCCCUUGGACUGUCUCCUUUUGGCAGGGACUCGUCAAACAUACGACCCAGGACAGAAUCGACAACAUCUUCUCGUGGGCGUUCGCAGAGGGUUCAGCAGCUGAAGCAGCAGGCGACGGUUGAAAAGACUGCGCCAGCCCGAAGUGCCUCUCCUCCUGCUUCAGCUGCAGCAACAGCUCCAUUACCAAAGACUUCUGCUCCACCUCGUCGUACUGCGGCGAAGCCUGCAGCCGGCGUGAUGACCCGGUCACAGCGAGCCAGUGCCGGCACUUCCAAGUCUACAACAGCACCGGAGAGCAAAGAGGAGGAACAGGCCGACUGCAAAAUGCAGUAGUCCUGCCUUUGUCAUUUCAUAGCAUAAUUUCCAUUCCUCUUCCGUGUGCUUAUCAGCCUAUCGUGAGCCUGUGUCUGUCAGGUUAGCUUGGCGAGCGCUGGCCUUACGCUCUUUAUUGCUGCUCGUUUCGUGUGCUUUAAUUAUUCUCCAUCCUUGGGCAUCCUCCUUUUGCAGCCAGCAUAGCGCAACAAGCAGUCCCAAACAGUUGAGUGAUGAAGAAGCAGACAAAAUUGGCGCUUUCCUAUCACAGCUCCUUUGCGUUGAUUCAACAUAUACUAGGAAUCGGGACUUUCUUACUUGGUAUUGGGACUUCCUCACUUAGCACUCUAACCCUGUAAUGUAUUAGCAGAAGGAUGCGAACGAGACAGACAAAGUGUUGUUUGAUGUAAUGGUGCAUACGAUUGCCUGAAUUUUUAGCAUCUAUUCUGUCUUCAGCCACUUCCUUCAGAAAAAGAGUGUGGCUGCAAACUCAAGGAGAGUAGGGAUGUGGUUACUGUGCGGGUUGUUUUUAAUGAACUCGCACUGCUGCUGCCAUCGUGAAGAAGCUGGUUCAUUAAGUAUCAUCACUUGUGUACAGAGAAUUGUAUUGGGCAUAAGGGCGACUGUAAUACAGGCACCUGUAUGUAUGUAUGGUAUGCGCAUAUCUUCGGUUUUAUAUUAUUUGUAAGUUUCUAUCUUUGUGUAUUUCAUAAAAAAGAUCACCAAUUUAAGCAUCAUUUGACCACACAGAUAUUGCAUUCUAAGUUAUAUAACCUUAUGAAUUUUUAUCUAUUAUCUGUUCUGCUGUUUGUAGUCUUUCUUGAUUCAUUAAGGAUUGCUUGCAUUCACAGUCAUGAUGUACUUCAUAAUUUCAUUGAUAUUUAAAGUUUUCCAGGUUUGAAGUUUCUCCAGAAACUCGGACCAGUCUUUUCUUUCUUUUGUGCCAAGAUAGCAUGCACCACAAUCUUGUACAGUAGAUUUGCUGGUGCUGAUUCAGUGUUCAUAUCCAUUUCCAUAUUUAUUCAUUGGCUAUUCUUUUUCUUAUUGUUUUUAUUUGGGCCUGUUUAUUUUGCAAAUAAACAGCUAUACUUUCUGUAAAA